CAUAACGAUCGCGUACGUCGAUCACGAAAGUUCAAGCAUCCUAAAUUUAGCGCGAAUUCAAAAUUUUACGACGAGACACUAACACCUGGUAAUCGGCAUAUCUAGAUCAACUUAAAAAGAUUUGGCUUCGAUUUAGAAACAAUAGGUGUGUUAUGAUGGCUGCCUUGAAGGACAUGUCAGAGUCAGAUGUCGCUCCUGAAUUGUCUGGGCUUCAAAUGUUACCAUUAGUGGAAUUAUAUCCUUCCAGCUCAUUGCUUAACAGAUAUGUUAUGGGUAAAAUAGUUGACCGAAGUCCAUUGAUAACUAAAGGCAAGCUACCAGUCUUGAAGUUUGUUUUGGAGGAGUCUUCUUCAUCCUGUCGCAUUAAUGUUUAUACAUUUGGUGACUAUGCAACAGGGAUUGAUGCUUAUAAGGAUGGGGAUACCAUCUUUAUCAGCAAUGUUAUGAUAGAACGUUCUCAUACAUUCUCUAAAGAUAACCAUCAUAAGUGUCAUCUUAUGGUUCAUAAAGCUAGAAGUCAUGCUCGUAUUUGGGUAUGUCCACAACAAAAUAAAAAUGGUAACAAUGCUGCACCCGUAUCAGCAGCCACUUGCACUACUACAGCAUCCACAAGUACUACAGGCCCUACAACAUCCACAGGCAUUACAAAGGCCCAAGGUGAUGGAGGGAGUGUGCCUGGAACACCUUCUAAGGUCACCCAUGGCAGGUUAAUUGAUAUCAAUGCAGAAUCUUCUCCAAAUAAAUCCAACAGAACAUAUAAAUAUACAUGUUUGAAUGACAUCAAGGAGACUGGCUCUGUCGAUGUUUAUGGUGUUGUCAAAUUUUUCAAGCCACCAUACAAAACGAAAGGCCCAGACUAUUGUAUGUCCCUGACCAUCGUGGAUCCAUCUCUGCCUGAGGAAGAUUCUGGUCUGAAAUGUGUUCUAUUUCAACAGGACAUCAAGAAACUCCCUGAGGUGCUUAGCAAAGGAGAUAUCGUCAGACUACACAGACUUAGAAUCCAGAAAUACAAUAGUGAUUUCCAAGGAGCCAAGGGGAAUGGGUUCUCAAGUCUAGUAUUUGAUGGCAGACCCAACACUCCUUUGGAACCCAGGUCAUCCAGUGUUAACUACACUUUAACAGAUCAAGACAAGGAAAAGGUUCGUGAACUCCGAUUAUGGGCAAAACGCCAGACAUCAGUGCCCCUUGCAGGCCAGAGCUGGACCCUGUCCCAAAUAGUCUCCCGAGAGUACUUUGACCUCAUGUGCCAGGUCGUUGCUGUGGCAAUCAUCCCUGCAGAAAGUUGUGUGCUUAUCAAAGUAUGGGAUGGCACCAAAUACAAAUGGCCAGUAAGAUGUUUGGACGUGAGUAAAGUACAAGUAAAGUGGGAUACCGAGUUGGCAUGCCGAGCUGAAGGCCUGAUGCUUGAUGUCGCCCUCUAUGACAACCACAUGAAAGCUGGCCGAGAGCUGAAGCCUGGUGACUUUGUAAGACUCUACAACCUACAUGCUGCGCCCUACGUACCACCAAACACAGCACCUGCCUCAACGUCAGCUGAUCAAGAUAAUACUAACCAUAAUACAAACAUGAUCGAAUUGGUCUUGCACCGUGGAACAUCAUAUGGUCGCGGUCUGGUGGUUAUGAAAGAGUAUGAGGAGGAUGUCCGUGUCAUGAAAGGGAGAAUGGAAGAGUUAAGUAGAAGACAAGUUCAGCCAUCGAGCAAUGGUGACUGGUCACAUGAGAGUGGUCAGUCAUCAUGUGGUGGUGAUGGUGGUCAAAGGAUGGAUAGCAAUGAAAUCGAACUUGAUAACCUUGACUGGGAGAUUCCAGACUCCUUAGGAACAACCAGGUCCUCUCCAAGACAUAAGAACCCAGAGAAUGCAAGUUGGCCGAGCUCUUUCAAUAGUGGACAGGAAUUGCAGUGUAUGCAGAAACCCAUCUCAGUCAUCACACAAUACCAAGAUUGUCAGGUUUCCAAGAUAAAGCAGAUGAAGGACCAUCCUCCUCAUCUCUUCCGCUUAAAGGCUGCAGUAGUAGACUACUACCCAAGAACCAUCCAGGAUUUUGUGCAUCUUUUCUGUUCACAAUGCAGAAUGAGCUGUAGGAUACCUUCCACUCGGAGUGCUUCAAAGAGCAAACCACAUGGUAACACAGGACAGUCAAGUCCAGACAAUGACAGGAAGAGAAAAACAGCACAAGGAUUUGAGUCCCCUAGAAGAAGCAGAAGAAUCAAGAAACAAAUAGGAGAUUCAAGUGAUUCUUCACAGGAAAGAGACAAACAAAGAAAGAAGAUGGCAAAAUGCAAAGGAAGACAAGUCACAACAAAAUUGACACCUCAAAAGAACAAAGAGAAUAUUAAUGCUCUAGCUUACAUCAAAGACUUGACAGUGCAAGAGAGUUUAUCUCUAAUGAAAGAAGGGAUGCAGCUAGUCCGUGUACCAAAGCUCUAUAUGAGAGAGGCAAGACAUCAUGACAAGGGAAGACUUAGUAAUAGAACACAACUCUAUGUAUGUCCUACAUGCUGUCCAGAUCAACAUCAAGACAAAGAUGUUGUGCUUCUGCAGUAUCAUUACUGGAUCAAGCUAUGGCUGCAAGAUUCAACAGAGAGAGUAGAGACCAUCUUACAAGGUUCUGACGCUGAAUUGUUUUUUGGCACACCAGCUACCAAUCUUCAUAUGAACCCUGAUAGCAGGCUCUCCAUAGCUGAUAAGAUGGAAAGACUGUGUCCUCAUCCUUGUGAGACCAACCCUGAUACUGACCCCCCUCAGGUUAACUCUGUCACCACCAACCCCAAGCUUGAAUGCUGCGUAGAAAGACUGGUCUCUAUGAAACAUGGGUCACGCAAAGUCACAUACCAUAUGCGAGAUACCCAGCUGGCAUUAGAUGUACAUUGACAACCUAUGUUGAUUGUGUAAAACAUUGGGAAACCCAUUUGCUCGAGAGCUCGCAUUUGAAUCGUCUGGGGCUAUUAGUUUCAGCCUAUCACAUGGUCAUUAAAAAAGUGAUGAGUUUUCAGAUUAUGACAUUAUGGAGAGCAAGUACCAGUUUCAUAUCAGUAUGAGAAGAAUAAAAGAAUCAUAGACAAGCUACUGUAAUAAUGAUACAAUGUAUUCUUUAUAUAUCCAAUAUGGAUCUGCAUUACACCAUGCAUAUGGGAGCUUUGUAUUAUAUUCAAGAAGGUGUCGUUUCUGUAUUUCAUAUAACCUACAUACCCUUGUAGGGUUAGAAGUGACUACCAGUUCCAUUACCUUUUUUAAAAUGUUUGACUGAAAUAGCUCUCUUCCGAUUGUUAGCCACAGUAUUUUUUUUCCAGUGGGGCAAGAAUAUUUGGAUUGAUUCUGAUAUUAUGCAUAGCAAGUACAAUAAAUUCCUUGCCUAAAUAGAACAUUAUCUAUCUGCAUAUGUUUAAAUCUCUUUAGAAUGGUAAUAUAAUUA
This is a messenger RNA of Lytechinus variegatus (green sea urchin), 3414 nucleotides long. It is a transcript of the gene pot1, whose product is annotated as protection of telomeres protein 1-like. The transcript has 19 exons. Lineage: Eukaryota; Metazoa; Echinodermata; Echinoidea; Temnopleuroida; Toxopneustidae. Gene Ontology annotation, molecular function: G-rich strand telomeric DNA binding; telomerase inhibitor activity. Gene Ontology annotation, cellular component: nuclear telomere cap complex; chromosome, telomeric region. Gene Ontology annotation, biological process: regulation of telomere maintenance via telomerase; telomere capping. The record is from RefSeq and is a predicted model, not a curated record. The coding region runs from base 153 to 2873 and encodes 906 amino acids.